Messenger RNA from Beta vulgaris subsp. vulgaris (sugar beet), 2216 nucleotides. RefSeq names its product bifunctional riboflavin biosynthesis protein RIBA 1, chloroplastic. Bases 241 to 1929 code for a protein of 562 amino acids. NCBI's taxonomy places the organism in Eukaryota, Viridiplantae, Streptophyta, Magnoliopsida, Caryophyllales, Amaranthaceae. The record is from RefSeq and is a predicted model, not a curated record. Gene Ontology annotation, molecular function: 3,4-dihydroxy-2-butanone-4-phosphate synthase activity; GTP cyclohydrolase II activity. The transcript has 7 exons. Gene Ontology annotation, cellular component: chloroplast. Gene Ontology annotation, biological process: riboflavin biosynthetic process.
CCGCGCGAGUAAACGCCACUUGUUCUGACCCAUGCCUUUUCGUCGUUGUUUCUUCUUUACCCUCUUUUUUUUCUCCACUUCUCUUCUGUAAUCUUAUACUUUACCAAAUCUUUCUCAAACACAACACACCUAUAUAUACCAAGAAGAUUAGAACAUAAAUAUAAACUCAACCUUAAAUUUUUAAUCUAACUUCCAAUUUACAAUACAACUACUUUUCGCCUGCUUCGUCCUCAAUCAAUCAUGUCUUCUGUCUAUCUCUCUCCUGCUUCUGCUGCUCUAUGCAAUUCACAAGCUAGCUUAAACAAUGACUCGUGGAAUGGAUUGCAUGGAACAAAGCUAAGUUUGGCUGGAGGAUUGAAAUCAAAUGUAUCAAUGGUUUGUUUAGGAAGCAAAUCAUUGGGCAAAUUCAAGGGCAAAUUUAGAACUAGGGCUGCUCUUGUUUCUGGAGAAGGUGACCUCUUGUCUUACUCUAGCAACAAUGGUAUGUUGGGUCAAACUGCUCUCAACAAAGAUCAAUCACAUGGAGUUGAGAUGCAAGCCGAUGUUGUAGCUUUGGGGGCACUUUCUGCGGAUACUGCACCUACAUCUGUGGGCUUUGCAAUCGAUAAUGAUGAGUGUGAUUUGGAUCGCCCAACUCCAGGUUUUGCUUCCAUUGCUGAGGCUAUUGAAGAUGUUCGUCAAGGAAAGAUUGUGAUUGUUGUAGAUGAUGAAGAUAGGGAAAAUGAAGGAGAUCUGAUAAUGGCUGCAGAGUUAGCAACACCUGAGGCUAUGGCCUUCUUUGUGAAGUAUGGAACUGGGAUUGUGUGUGUCAGCAUGAAAGAAGAUGAUCUACAGAGGUUACAAUUGCCUCUAAUGGUGGCAAGCAAAGACAAUGAGGACAAGCUUUGCACUGCAUUCACAGUUACAGUGGAUGCGAAACAUGGUACGACCACCGGUGUGUCAGCUCAUGAUAGGGCAACUACCGUAAAGGCCUUGGCAUCGAUGGACUCCAAGCCCGAGGACUUUAACCGCCCUGGCCAUAUAUUUCCAUUGAAGUAUAGAGAGGGUGGUGUUCUGAAGAGAGCUGGACACACUGAAGCUUCUGUCGAUUUUGCCAUGCUAGCUGGAUUAAAUCCUGUUGCAGUUAUUUGUGAGAUUGUGGAUGAUGAUGGUUCAAUGGCUAGAUUGCCCAGGCUUCGUGAAUUUGCACAGAAGGAAAACCUCAAGAUAGUAUCCAUUGCAGAUCUAAUAAGGUACCGAAGAAAAAGAGCCUUAUUAAUAGAACGUUCUUCUGCUGCAAGGAUCCCUACAAUGUGGGGGCCUUUCACAGCUUACUGUUACAGGUCAUUUCUGGAUAACAUAGAGCAUAUUGCAAUGGUUAAGGGAGACAUAGGGGAUGGACAGGAUAUCCUAGUAAGAGUUCAUUCAGAAUGCCUUACAGGAGACAUAUUUGGUUCAGCCAGAUGUGACUGCGGAAACCAGCUUGCGCUUGCAAUGAAGCAGAUAGAGGCUGCUGGUAGGGGAGUGUUGGUCUACCUUCGUGGGCAUGAAGGCAGGGGAAUUGGCUUAGGCCAUAAGCUUCGUGCAUAUAAUCUGCAAGAUGAUGGUCGUGAUACUGUUGAAGCCAACGAAGAACUGGGAUUGCCUGUUGACUCAAGAGAGUAUGGAAUUGGUGCCCAGAUAUUGAGGGAUUUGGGGGUUAGGACAAUGAAGCUUAUGACAAACAACCCAGCAAAAUACAUAGGGCUCAAGGGUUAUGGUCUUGCUGUGACUGGGAGAGUGCCUCUUGUCACUCCGAUAACCAUGGAGAAUAAGAGAUAUCUUGAAACUAAGCGUAAGAAGAUGGGUCACGUCUAUGGCCUAGACUUGAUUAGCAACGGAAGCAGUCCGAAGACUGAAAAUGGGAAACCGAGCACAACCAGUUCACCAGAUUCUGCUGUUAACUUGUAGGCUUGACUUGCUCAUUAUUUACUAAUUUAAUACCCAAACACAUGCUUCUUUUCAGCCAAUUCACAUUCACGCCAUGGAGUAAGCUUGCAACUCGACAUCAAAUGAUCGGCAAUUGCUUUUUAUAUGCUUUUUGUAUUAUUUGAGAAAGAUCACUGAUGUGGUUAUAUUGUAAUAUCAUGUCAUUUUUUUGUUCCCUUUAAAAUGUGUAAAAUAGCUUAUAUAAGCAAGUUUCAGGAAUGUAAUUCUCUCUGCUUCUCAUUCAAUGAAAUAAAAAGCUCUUGCAUCUA